Molecule: messenger RNA, 1854 nt
Organism: Daphnia carinata
Lineage: Eukaryota; Metazoa; Arthropoda; Branchiopoda; Diplostraca; Daphniidae
Gene: Sting
Product: stimulator of interferon genes protein-like
Exons: 8
Coding region: 390-1541 (383 amino acids)
Biological process (GO): reticulophagy; positive regulation of type I interferon production; innate immune response
Cellular component (GO): endoplasmic reticulum membrane; autophagosome
Molecular function (GO): 2',3'-cyclic GMP-AMP binding; cyclic-di-GMP binding
Source: RefSeq, a predicted model, not a curated record
UGGUUAAAAUAGACUGCCAUAUAAAUAUGUCUGAUUUGGUUUUCUUGAAGUUGGUAGAAAAAAUGUCGUGAUUCUUACCUGUCUGCGUUUUUUCCCUCGUGGUAACUAUGAUAUGCCCUUGAAAAUUUAUGAUACAGGAAAAGCUAAAAGAUGAGUACGUUUCUCUGGCCAUGAUGGGUGUUUUGUUGGGGACUCCCCUAGUACCCCGUUAUCGGUUAAAAAAAGCCCGAAUCUGCUUUUAUAACGCAGUCGAGUAGAAAGGAAUAUGAGAUACAGUAGUUCUGUUGUGUAGGCAGCUUACCAGUUGUGUGAAUUACAAAACUUUUGAUGCAAGUUAAACAUCCCCUGUUUAGUUAACAGUUAGUCUAGUUUGUUCCUUUCAGUAAAAUAUGGAAUCUUUGGGCCUGACCACUCAAACUGCUUACUUUGGGAAAACAAAAAUUUUUGAACCUAAGAAAACAUGCAGCAAUCCAGGAAAACAGGAGCCUAGUGGAAUGCCUAAAAGCAGAGGAUACAGAGCAGAGAUAUUAGCUUUCACAAUAGGUUCUGGAUUACUUUUAAUUGCAUUCUUAUUUCCCCCUGUUAAACAUGAAGGACAUGGAUCUCAACAAAUUGCAGUGCAAGUUGGCUUGCUCAUGUGGUUUGGGAUGACAUUUGUAAUGGCCGAGAUUAUUCGUCGUGUUUGCCUGUUUUCGGAAGAGGUUUUUCACUUGAAAACUCGCUACGACGGUUCUAUAUCCCGAGUUGUUCUUCACGUAUUUAAUUCGCGAAACUCUGCCAAUUUCUUCACCGUCGUCAUUUUGCUUUCUCUACUGUUUAUUAGCUCGUCAGAUCCCAUGGUGAUGACUGAAAUUAGCUCGCACUGGCCAACUUCGUUUGGACUGUGUGGCCUGUAUAUUAUUUUCAUUUCGGUAGUGAAACUUACGGAGAAUCUUGUUGACUGUGAAGUGCUGCUAGAUGACCGUGUGAUGGCUAUUGGACACGGACUGGCAUAUUCCUACUAUUAUGGGUUCUUAAAAAUAAUUCUUCCUGCAAGCGAAAACAGUCAAAGUCUCAGAGAUCGUGCAUCCCAUUUCGAGUUUGAAGAAAAAAUCCAGUUAGCAUCUAAGAAGAUGUUAAUACUGAUUCCAGACACAUGUUUUUGUACCCCGAGUUUCCAAGACAUGGCGCCAUGUGGACAAAUAGAGAGAGUUAAGAAUCUGGAAGACGUUAUUAUUUGCCGAGCGGGAAUGAGAGGGCGGCCCUACUCAGCGACUGUUUACUUAAUCCAGCCAGAAGGAUCCAAAGCCCCUGUAUAUGUCAUGAUGGAAAUGCCAUCAAUUCUUUUCGUCCUGUACGAAAUGAAUACUAUAGGACACAGUAAUUCAAAACUCACCGCGUUCGAACGUACUCAGCAGGCACAAGCUUUCUGUCGAGUUUUAGGACGACUACUCGAAGACGAUCCGAGCUGCAAGGACAUGUAUGACAUAAUAUACUUCAAAGAUCAAAACGCAAACCUAGCCCAGAUGAUUUACGACCAUGUUCAAAACACAAAGCAAUAGUUUCAAUUUGCUAAUCGACCCCAGUGAGCUUCGCAUGCUAAUUGUGAAAAUAGUGAAGUAUCUCUGCCCAGUACCAUCUUACUUGUUUUAUGAAGCUCCUAUUUGCCUUCAAAUAUAUUUUUAUUUCCUAAGCUAUUCAAAUGAUUUCCGAAAUAAUUAACUGGUUUUAAUCAUGGCGAAAAUUUUAGAUGCUCACAUCCUCUUUAAUCAACGAAAAAAUUACCACUUCUUCAGAGAGUGUAACCCCAGAACAAAAGUAUAAAAUUACACGCUGAGCAAACGUUUUACUCGUCGAAGUAGCGCUUGAACAAAA